Cetraspora pellucida is the source of this 522-nucleotide messenger RNA. NCBI's taxonomy places the organism in Eukaryota, Fungi, Glomeromycota, Glomeromycetes, Diversisporales, Gigasporaceae. The record is from the annotation of a GenBank genome assembly.
AUGUUUGGAUUAACAAAUAGGUCAACUUUCAGCAUUCACAAAAAAUACCACUUGUAUUCAGCAUUUUUGCAUCAUCAACAAUUCAAAUAUUCUCAACAAAGCGAAAACGGCCAAUCUAAAUAUAAUGGCUAUUGGAAUUUACAAUUGCAACAGCCUGCACCCUCAUCAUAUUUGCAAGAUCCUUCGUACGAAGAACAUCAUCAUACCGAUAUAGCAUCAACAGCAAUAAAUACAAAUUCACCAGAAGAAAUCAAACCGGUAAUAACAAUUGAUGGAGAAUUGAUACCUCCAAAACCUGUUUUUCCUGAUAAUUGUUGCAUGAGUGUUUUAGACAUAUAUCAGGAUGACUUAAAUGAAUGGAAAGAAAAGACAAAUCGAAUAAGAGAACGAUUAUUACAAGAGGGCAAACCAUUACCACCAAUUCUACUGCAAUCUAAUGAUAAUACAAAAGAGGAUGAUAUUGAUCCUGGAAUGAAAGCAUUUUUGGAGUUGGAAAAAAAACUCGCAGGAACUUCUUCUUAA